AUGGGUGAGGUGACCAUCCGCCGGCGACCACCGCACGGGCUGGAGACUCAGCCCUGCGGUCCUCACGCAUUUCGCGUGGGCGGUUUACCCGAGGAAAACAAGCCACAGAACAUCCUGGAGGAGAUCGUCUGGUGGAAGGCUCGCGAGGUGGAGGUGAUGCGCGACAAGCAGCCGCUGGCGAUGCUGCAAGCUCUGGCCAAGAAGAUGGAUCCUCCGCGGGACUUCCGGGGGGCGGUUCUGGCUAAGGCCAAUGAGACAGGCCGCCCUGGCCUCAUUGCGGAGGUGAAGAAGGCCUCCCCCUCUAAGGGAGUCAUCCAGCCCGACUUCGACCCGGUGCGCAUCGCCCAGGCCUACGAGCGGGGCGGGGCCGCGUGUCUGUCCGUGCUCACGGACGCAAAGUUUUUCCAGGGCUCCUUCCAGAACCUGACCCGCAUUCGUGCUGCGGGUGUUCAGUGCCCCCUGCUGUGCAAGGAGUUCAUUGUGGAGGCGUACCAGGUGUAUAAGGCCCGGGCUAGCGGCGCGGACGCCAUUCUGUUGAUCGCUGCGGUGCUUCCCAACGCGGACCUGGCCUAUUUCAUGAAGGCCGCGAGCAACCUGGGGAUGACCUGUCUCAUAGAGGUUCACACCGAGGGCGAGCUGGCCCGCGUACUGCAGCUACCCGGAGUCGAGAACCACCUGCUGGGCAUUAACAAUAGGGACCUUGGCACGUUCAAGGUGGAUCUGAACACCACCAAACGGAUCAUGGACAGCGAGUGGGGGCAGCAGGUAAAGGAUCGGGGUAUCGUCAUGGUUGGGGAGAGCGGCAUCUUCACCCCGGAGGAUGUGGCCUUCGUAAAACAGGCUGGCUGUGGUGCCAUUUUGGUGGGCGAGUCCAUUGUGAAGCAAGGGGACCCGGAGGCGGGAGUCAAGGCGCUCCUGGCGUGA
Volvox carteri f. nagariensis is the source of this 924-nucleotide messenger RNA. RefSeq lists its product as uncharacterized. Gene Ontology annotation, biological process: L-tryptophan biosynthetic process. Gene Ontology annotation, molecular function: phosphoribosylanthranilate isomerase activity; indole-3-glycerol-phosphate synthase activity. The record is from RefSeq and is a predicted model, not a curated record. Lineage: Eukaryota; Viridiplantae; Chlorophyta; Chlorophyceae; Chlamydomonadales; Volvocaceae. Bases 1 to 924 code for a protein of 307 amino acids. The transcript has 10 exons.